AGAAAUUGUCAGUUUAAUUUGCAAUUAUCGUUGACACUAUGGGUGCAUUUAAAAUUAUUUUGUGCCUUGCGUUAUUUGGCAUGGUUUUAGCCAAACCCCAGUGGUAUACAAGCAAAGAAGGCAAAAAAUAUUUCAUUGAGGCUGAUCAGAAGUACAACUGGCUAGCAGCUAGUCAAGCUUGUACCAGAAGGAAUUUGCAAUUGGCAGAAAUCAAAUCCUUGGACAAGAAUGAAGAUCUAGUUGAAUUGCUCAAAUCUGUUUUUGGCCAUCCCAUUAACUUGUGGCUAGGUGCCAAUGAUGAGUUCAACACCAACAAGGAUCUUAAACGCCCCUUCUAUUGGUCCUCUUCUGGUAAACGCAUGGAUUAUACCAAUUGGAUCGAGGGAGGCCCUGCCAAUGCCAACUCCAAUGAACACUGCGUCCAUGUCUGUGGCAAAUCGAAAAAUUUCGAAUGGAAUGAUUUGCCAUGCACCAAGAAAAUCGGUUACAUUUGUGAAGAACAUCGUUCCGAUAAUGAUCAUCGUAAUUCGAUGCAAGAGAAAAGUCAAAAAAUUUUAGAUAUCACCAAGAAACUCUUUGAAUCUGAGCAACAUGAGCAAAAACGAUCCAUGGAAAAGAUCACUGGCAUUGUCAGUCAAGUGGUUAAGAAGAACAAUGAGAUCACCCAUAAUCUGGAGAGAAUUCAACAGAAUAUGGAAAAUGGCAACAGCAAUCGCGAUGUGAAAUUCCACAACAGAGAAUUGCGUUCUCAUGUGGAAGCUGCUUUGCAGACAGUGCAUGAUAUGGAUGGGGAGUUGCAAAAGGAAUCGGAAAAUUUCUACAGCAAGUUCUCCAAGAAAUUUAGCGAAGCUCAAAAAGCUAUUGAACAUAUUCUGGGAAAUAAGGCAAAGAAUGUAGAAAAAUAGUUUUUUAAGGCAGGGGAACAUGUCUUUAAAUAAAA
Stomoxys calcitrans (stable fly) is the source of this 940-nucleotide messenger RNA. Its product is annotated as lectin subunit alpha-like. Lineage: Eukaryota; Metazoa; Arthropoda; Insecta; Diptera; Muscidae. The record is from RefSeq and is a predicted model, not a curated record. Bases 39 to 905 code for a protein of 288 amino acids. The transcript has 3 exons. Gene Ontology annotation, molecular function: signaling receptor activity.